CGGUCCAAAAAUCUUCAAUGGAGCAUUUUUAUUCAUAAAUGGCAUCGGAAAUGAAAGUAUAAAUAUUUUAAAUUGAGUUACUCAGCAGAUAAGAUAGAGCUAUGUAAUCAGGUAUACGCAAACAAAAAUCGCAAAAAGCUCUUAGAGACGCGCCUAAUCCUUACAAAGUGCAAAGUCACGAGCGAAUCGUCCAAUACUUAGAAAAGCACUGAUUAGAUUCAUAAAGAUCAGCUAAGGUUAUAUCUGACCUACUUGUUCUGCAGAAAGUCUUAAUUUUGAACGCAUCCCUUCGCAGGCUGAGACCAUAGAGUAUACAUAAAUAGCUGCGUUCAUUUGUUCUCUGGACAGUUCGCGCCGACGCGCUAGUGCUCCGUACGUACACGAUUUAGUUUAAGGAACAGCAAGCAGCACCAACACCAUGCUACGUUUGAUAACGUUUUGCACACUACUGGCAGUAGCAGUCGCCCAAAGCGGUUACGACUACAAGGUACCCGGGAAGCCGUUCACACAGGGGAACCAGCAGGGGACCUCUCCGGCCAGACCCGGCGCCCCCUCCGGGCCCUCCGGCUACCCCGCCCCGCCGACCUCCCCCUCUUACCCCAGCGGACCCCAGAAUGACGGCUACCCCAGCUCAGGCUCUCCAUCCACACCCGGAUACCCGUCCGGACCAUCAACGGGGACCGGAUACCCCUCAGGACCUAACCAAGGAUAUCCUGGUUCAAACCAACAGACUAAACCGUCGUUCCCUGGCCAAAGCGGUUCAACCGGAGGAUACCCUGGACAAGGCUCUAGUGGUUCCAGCAGUCCCACUACUGGUGGAUACCCACAAGGCCCUAGCGGAUCUAACACCGCCUCAUCUGGCUACGGACAACAGGCCGGCGGUGGCUUCCAGCAACAGGGGCAAAGUGGAUACCCUGGACAGCAGACCUCAGCUGGUGCAUUCCAAGGACAGCAAGGAGCGGGUUCUUUCGGCGGUCAGCAAGGUUCUGGAGGUUUUGGACAACAAGGGCAGAACUACCCUGGUCAGUCAGAUUCUGGCUCUGGGUCGACAGGCGCUGGCUCAGGCGGACAGAGUGACACCGGUGCCUACGAGGGUGGAGACUACUCGGCGAUCCCCGGCGAGCCAGACCGCGACUACCCCAUCCUUACGGAGAUCCCUCAGACCUCCUUUAGAUGUGACGCUCAGGCCUACCCCGGCUACUACGCCGAUGUCGAAGCUCGCUGCCAGGUGUUCCACGUGUGCGCCAACAACAGGACUUACGACUUCCUCUGCCCCAACGGGACCAUCUUCUCUCAGCAAGUCUUCGUCUGCGUCUGGUGGAACCAGUUCGAUUGCAACACCGCCCCCAGUCUAUACGAGCUCAACGCCAACCUGUAUGAUUACAGUAUAACCGGUGCUUCUCAGGGAAGUUAUCCUGGUGUAGGAGGAGGCAACGCCUACCCGCAGGGACCCUCAGCGAACUACCCUGGAGCUGCUGGGCCUCAAGGACCAUCUGCUAACUACCCAGGAGCCUCUGGACCCCAAGGCCCCUCUGCCAACUACCCUGGAGCCACCGGACCACAAGGCCCUUCUGCUAACUAUCCUGGAGCAUCAGGACCUCAAGGCCCCUCUGCUAACUACCCUGGCGCCACCGGACCCCAAGGACCAUCGGCAAACUACCCUGGAGCCUCGGGACCCCAAGGACCUUCCGCUAACUACCCCGCACCUUCUGGCCCUCAACGACCAUCGGCUGGAUACCCUGGGAGCACAGGAUCUCAAGGGUCUACAUCGAACUACCCAGGUAGCUCAGGGCCUUCCUCAUACCCUGGCAGUGGAAGCAAACCAGGGUCAUCACCAGCUGGCUACCCGAGUGGACAAUCUCAGGGUUCAUCUGCGUCCCAGCAGGGUUACCCCUCUGGCAGGCCGAGUGGCCCUAGCUUCCCCUCUGGCCCGGGAGGCAGACCGGGUGCUGACGGCAACCAGCCCCAACAACCCACCCGAGAGUACCUGCCACCCAGAAAUUGACCAAUCGAACCCCCGUAUUCAUGAGACUAUUUUACCGUUAGUUUAAAUCGUAGCUAAAUGUUAAAAGUACAAAUCUGUUGUAAGAGAAUACUUGCCAAAUUGUUAUUAGAGGAGAGCUAGAGCCAGUAAGCAUGACGAUGUCAAACGAAAAAUGUUGGUGCUGCCAAUGUAUACCUAUUGUGUAUUUUAGUUAGUAGGUAAUUUUACUAAAACUAUUAAGUUCUGCAAUAUCGUAUACUUAUGUAAGAUUGAAUUAUUAUGUUAAGUUUGAAAUAACGGAAUUGUUAAUCUUAUUUUACUAAAAUUGUAAACAUUGCAACAAAAAUAAUUGUUUCCACAUCCAGUAUUAUAAAGAAACCUACUUAUAACUAAGUAGGUAUAACUAAAUAUUGUUGAUAAGUAGUACUUACAUAAAAUGUGAUUUUGAAAAGAAAGUUACCAAUACGUUACGACUUACCUAAUUGUACUUUGUGAUGAUUAAUACAUAUUGCCUAUAUUUUAUAACUGUAAAUAUUUACGAUUCUUAUCUCAAUAUAUAAAAAUUAUGAG
This is a messenger RNA of Plutella xylostella (diamondback moth), 2554 nucleotides long. RefSeq lists its product as uncharacterized. Lineage: Eukaryota; Metazoa; Arthropoda; Insecta; Lepidoptera; Plutellidae. Gene Ontology annotation, cellular component: extracellular region. Gene Ontology annotation, molecular function: chitin binding. The record is from RefSeq and is a predicted model, not a curated record.